Messenger RNA from Epinephelus moara (kelp grouper), 6622 nucleotides. Its product is annotated as protein Hook homolog 2-like. Gene Ontology annotation, biological process: cytoplasmic microtubule organization; cytoskeleton-dependent intracellular transport. Bases 197 to 2329 code for a protein of 710 amino acids. Lineage: Eukaryota; Metazoa; Chordata; Actinopteri; Perciformes; Serranidae. The transcript is spliced from 22 exons. Gene Ontology annotation, molecular function: dynein light intermediate chain binding; microtubule binding. The record is from RefSeq and is a predicted model, not a curated record. Gene Ontology annotation, cellular component: centrosome; cytoplasm.
AGGAGGCUGAAACGCGAAGGGGGCAGGAGCAGCAGCAGGAGCAGCAGGAGGCCGUGGCUGGACAAUGAUUGACGUGGAAAGUGAAAGGAGUGACUGAGUAACAAACUUCGGGGGAGAAAGAAAGUCCGAGGAGCCAAAUCCACCUCCUGAGUGUGUGUGUUAGCUGCUGUGUGUGUGUUUCAGCGCACACGGCACCAUGAGUCUGGACAAAGCAGAGCUGUGUGAUUCUCUGUUAACCUGGUUGCAGACAUUUCAGGUGCCGUCAUGCAACAGCAAGCAGGACCUAACAAGCGGAGUGGCCAUCGCACACGUGCUGCACAGAAUAGACCCCUCUUGGUUUAAUGAGACAUGGCUCGGCAGAAUCAAGGAGGAGAGCGGGGCCAACUGGCGCCUCAAGGUCAGCAACUUGAAAAAGAUUCUGAAGAGCAUGCUGGAAUAUUAUCACGAUGUGCUCGGUCACCAGGUGUCAGAUGAGCACUUGCCAGACGUGAACCUCAUAGGAGAGAUGGGAGACGUCACUGAACUGGGCAAGCUGGUGCAGCUCGUAUUGGGCUGUGCUGUCAGCUGUGAGAAGAAACAAGAGCAAAUCCAGCAGAUAAUGACACUUGAGGAAUCUGUCCAGCAUGUUGUGAUGACAGCCAUUCAGGAGCUCUUAUCAAAGGAGCCUUCAUCAGAACCAGGAAGCCCAGAGACCUACGGGGACUUUGACUACCAGUCCAGGAAGUAUUAUUUUCUAAGCGAGGAGGCAGACGAGAAGGAGGACCUGAGCCAGCGCUGCCGAGACCUGGAACAUCAGCUGUCGGUGGCUCUGGAGGAGAAGUCGACCCUACAGGCAGAGACGCGCUCCCUGAAGGAAAAGUUAAGCCGCUGUGACUCUCUGGACGCCUCCUCUACUGCCAUCACCGGCAAGAAGCUGCUGCUGCUGCAGAGUCAGAUGGAACAGCUUCAGGAGGAGAACUACAGGCUGGAGAACAGCAGGGAUGACAUGCGAGUGCGGGGAGAGAUACUGGAGUGCGAGGUCACCGAGCUGCAGAAACGAAACGAAGAGCUCACCAGCCUGGCGCACGAGGCCCAAGCCUUCAAAGACGAGAUGGACAUCCUCAGGCACUCGUCUGACCGGGUGAACCAGCUCGAAGCUCUGGUGGAGACGUACAAGAGGAAGCUGGAGGAUCUGGGAGACCUGCGCAGACAGGUGCGCCUCCUGGAGGAGCGCAACACCGUGUACAUGCAGCGCACCUGCGAGCUGGAGGAGGAGCUCCGCAGGGCCAACGCUGUCCGCAGUCAGCUGGACACCUACAAGAGACAGGCUCAUGAGCUUCACACCAAGCACUCAGCAGAGGCCAUGAAAGCUGAGAAAUGGCAGUUUGAGUACAAGAACCUUCACGACAAGUAUGACGCACUGCUAAAGGAGAAAGAACGUCUGAUUUCGGAAAGAGACACACUUCGAGAGACAAACGAUGAACUGAGGUGUGCACAGGUCCAACAGAGGUGUCUCAGUGGAACUGGAGGCUUGUGUGACAAUGAUGUCACAGUAGGAAACCUCGCUGCAGAGAUCAUGCCCACUGAGCUCAAGGAGACGGUGGUGCGUCUACAGAGUGAAAACAAGAUGCUGUGUGUCCAGGAGGAGACCUACAGGCAGAAACUAGUGGAGGUGCAGGCUGAGCUGGAGGAGGCUCAGCGCAGCAAGAACUCCCUGGAAACUCAGAACAGAUUAAACCAGCAGCAGAUCUCAGAGCUGCGCGCUCAGAUCGAGGAGCUCCAGAAAGCUCUCCACGAGCAGGACAGCAAGACUGAGGACUCCUCCUUACUGAAGAAGAAGCUCGAGGAACAUUUGGAGAAGCUCCAUGAAGCUCACUCAGAUCUCCAGAAGAAAAGAGAAGUCAUUGACGACCUUGAGCCCAAAGUGGACGGCAACAUGGCGAAGAAGAUAGAUGAACUCCAGGAGAUCUUGCGGAAGAAGGACGAGGACAUGAAGCAGAUGGAGGAGCGAUACAAGCGCUAUGUGGAGAAGGUGAGAACGGUGAUCAAAACCCUGGAUCCCAAGCAGCAGCCGGCGCCCGUGUCUCCCGACAUCCAGGCUCUGAAGAACCAGCUGACAGAGAAGGAGAGAAAAAUCCAGCACCUGGAGCAUGACUACGAGAAGAGCAGAGCCAGACAUGACCAGGAGGAGAAACUCAUCAUUACUGCCUGGUACAACAUGGGGAUGGCGUAUCAUCAGCAAGUGUCCGGCGAGCGUCUGGGGCCGUCUAACCAGGCCAUGUCCUUCCUCGCUCAGCAGAGGCAGUCCACCAACGCCAGGAGAGGCCUGAUGCGACACCACCCGAGAUAAGACGUCCAGACAGGAGACAACACGCUGGAUAGAAGCCUAGAGAAGACGAGGUGAUCCACAGUCACCUGUAUCUUUGCCUUAAAGCCUUCACUGGAUCACUGCACCUCAGAGUAUUCGUCAUGCUGCUGCUGCCCCCUGCUGGCUCUUAAUGGUAUGAAAAUGUUUAUUUUCCCAGCGGAGCCCUGGAGGAGACUUUUUUAACUCUGCUGUUAGAAUCAGAGUGAACUCACAGAAACAGAAGACCAGAGUAGAGGGAGUCAUUAAAGAGGCUGUCUCACCUUUUAAGGUGACUUUUAUUUCCUCUGUAGCCUCACAGACUUGAUCCUGUUUCUUUAAGGUAUGUUUUAAACCUUUUUUUUUUUGUCUUUUAUGUUAUACGGUAGGAUUUAAUGUGAUUUACAGUUCACACAUGUAGUCAGAGAGGAGUUAGUAGGGGUUUUACAUUUACUGCUGUAAGUGCUAAAGAAGACAUGAAGCCACACCGGCUUUAGACUGAACACUCAGCCGUCAGCACAUCUUCUUGGUUGUGUUUGUUUUGGAUUUUCUCAUAGCUUUUAUUUUUGUCGUCUUGACCAUGUGUUCUGAGUUUGAGCUUUUUUGUUUUAAUUAGAAGGAACUCAAAGCGAUGUAAAGACCGUGAGGGUGUGUUAGUGGCUUUAGUCUUUUUCACCUAUCGUAUUCACUUGAAUCAGUUUCUCUAAGCUUAAUUUUCAUGAUAAGAAUUAUUUGAAACACCAAAGCACUUUCCUGGAAGGUCGGGGUGUUUAGUGCCUCACUGAAAACUAAAAAUACUCCCUCGAUGGAUGAGACUGAAGUCUGAAGUAUUUGCAGUGUCAGCCCCCGUCUCCUCGUCUCAUUUGGCACAAGAAGGUUUUACUUAAAGAGGAACUGCAGUAUUUUUCAACCUGGAUACUAUUUUCCCAUGUUUUGGGGUCUAAGUAACUGAUGGGAACAGUGAUUUUUGAAACUUGUUUAGUAUCGAGAGAGAGCAGCUGGCAGCAGUGCACAGGCUCCAGUAUAACCACUCAGAGCAGGUGUGCUUUGUCACUUUACAGCCAUUUAAAGUGUUUGUUUUUGCCACUGACGGACUCAGAUUGUUACUGUGAGUGUCUGACAGCAUUAUGGAAAAGACCCUGAAGAGAAAUGAAAAGUUUGUUCCAAUCUGAUUUGUGUACAAGUCUUGCUAACGAGAAGUCUCGUCCUAAAAACUCACGAGAGGUGACAUGUUCUUGAAAGAAAACAAUGGAAUGAUGAGUUGGAGAGACGAGUGCUGGGAAGAGUUUGUUGUGUUAGAGGCCACGCACAUGCCGCGUCUAUAACCGCCUGGAAAAUGCAUGGUCGAGCACUGGGCGCUACUUUUGUGCCUUUUCUGUGCCAGCUUUCAAGAGUGUGGUGGCAGGUUGCGUCUGAGGUUGCUAAGCAACCUUAACAAGUACUGUAUCGUAGCCUGUUAACAUGAAAUCCUGCUGUUUGAAAUGCUAUUUGUGUGUAGGCAUAUCGUUGGUUGGGCAGAUGUUUGGCGCAAUGUGUUGGGCAAUUCAUUUGAGCGCAACAAAACGUGGCGUGAGUACAGAAAGCAUUUCUUACUCUUAUCUUAAAGAUUUAUCUGAAAAGAAAAGACUCCAUUACGAACGUUUCAGUUUUCGUCAGGAUCCUUUCUGUAAGGUUGUGAGACACUUAAUAACAAUCUGAGCCUGUCAGGGGCAAAAACAAACACUUUUACAGGACGCACCUCCCUCGAGUGAUUACAUUGUUCCUCCACCACUAGCUGCAGCGCUCUCACUCAAUACUGGACCUGUUUCAAACAUUGUUGUUCCCAUGAGUCACUCAGACACAAAAACACAGGAAAAAAGACUUCAGGCUGAAAAAUAACAAAGUUCUCCUUUGAAGAAUUUGUCUACUGCAGCCGUAUCUUAACAUGGCUGCUGAUAACGUGACACCUGCGUCUGAUUUUUCUUAAUAAUGCUCCCUUAAUAUGAAUUUUUUUUUCAUUCUCUUCCCAAAGAUUAAAACAGGGUGUUGGUUGUGGGCUGGACCUAAUUGCACUCACCACUUUAGACUGAUGUGACUUUAGGCUUUUAAACGCCUCCUAGUUUAUCACAAAGACUGGAAAAACCGAAACACAAAAUGUGAGUCCAUUAUGAUGAAAACACUAAUAAGGAUAAUGACUCAGCUAAUGGCUGUUUACCGCUGCUACACCUCAUUUACAGUUUGACCAAACUGGAAGGAAAUGUGCUCAUCAAUACGCUGGAAUCCUUUAGCUGUCUGCUGACAGGAAGUCGGAGGCGGUUUGAAGGUUAAGCCUCUAAUAGAUGGCACAUUCAUCAACACUACUUCUGCCUUCAUUCACUACUGGUUUGUUUUUCCCUUCAACAGAUGUUAUUUUAGUCUGUCCCAUAUCAGAGCUGCUGUUUUGACGACUUGUUCUUAGUUCCUGUAAAUGUUUGUGCUAUGGACCACUCAGACCAGAACCUGCUGUUGUGUUCACAUUUUUAUUUUUACUCAUGUUUCAUUGUUUGAGUUUAUAUUUAUGGUGUUAUGUCACUAUCUCUGCUGCACAUUUGCAUGGCUUGAAGGGUUCAACAUUUAGGUUGUUUGUAUCAUGUAAUGGUCUAGUAGGUUAUAGCAUAGCGUACGUCACACAGGGAUCUGAGGCAAGAUGUGUAGCUCUGUCCGCUCUACUUUGCACUACAAAUAAACAGGAUGGUAAGAUAAGAAAUGGUUGUCUGGUGUUUUCUUUGUAAUACAUUUAAAGUAAACUGAAGAACCGUUUACCCAACUGAGACAUUUACAAAGGCAUCUCCAGAAGGAUCUGAGAAAGAAGACUGACCCAGGUUUUAUCACCUUGGUCCGUCCUGUGGUUACACUUUAAUUAUGUCAUGAUCUAAAGGCCAAACUGGUGAGUCACACUUCUCACGUCCUUUGUGCGACGGCCUGAACAGUUUGAGUGAAAUGUGAGAGCAUUGUUCAUCUAUCACACCACUCUCUACAGGCACGGCUCAAACACUUGAUAACCAGCGUACCUAAAUCUGUCUCACCAACAAUUAAUCAGUAAACAAAAUCCUGUAAAAUGGUUUACAUGAUGGAUAAAAACAGUACUGAACUGUUUAAUUGCUUUUAAUUUGACACAUUGUGUAAACUGUGUUCUCAGUGUAUCCUAAACUUCAAAUGUAGCUGAAAUUAGUUCAGUAAAUUGGAGGCUAUUAACUCUGAAGGGAACAGGUCAAAUGUGGUGGAUAACAGCUGAUACUGAUUUAUCAUACAAUGAAAGAGAAAAGGUGAAAUGUUUUCUGUUGUAAUGUUGCAACAUGUUUAUGUGAUUCAAGUAUCAAACUGAAUUGUAAUUAACAAAAAAAUUGUCGUACUAUUCCGUAGAAAUUUCAAUCUAUAAUUGAGAUUAGAGACUGUCAUACAACAGUCCUAUUUAAUAUAAUAAUUUUCAAAAGUCAAAGAAAAUCAUAGUAUAGCAUGUGAUAAAGAAGCAUAGUAUUGUAUGUCAUAAAAAACUGUAUAAAAAAAAAGUAUAAAGUGUAAAAAAAAAAUAAAAAAAAUCAUAACAGUAUGCCAAAAAAUCUUCUAAAAAAUGUCAUGAAAAAAAGUCACGGUAUAAAUGUGCUAAAACAUGCUAAGGUAUGUUUUUAAAAAAAAGUCAUAGUAUAGUGUGUGUGAUUUAAAAAGUGUCAUUAAAGAAACUAAAAAAACAUUUAAAUCGUGUUUUAAAUGAGAUUAAAUGACUAAAUCAUACUAAGUAUGUCAUUAAAAAAAUAGUAUAUGUCACAAAAUAUAUAGUAUAGUAUGUGAUUUUAAAAGUCUCAUUAAAUAAACUCAAAAAAUAGUACUGUAUGUCAUAAAAAAAAAACUGUUAAAAGGUUAAAAAAAAUGUAAGAACAAGGGGGAGCCCUUCUGUGUGGAGUCUGCAUGUUCUCCCAGUGGUUCCCAGGUCCCAGUGCAGAUUAACUGGUGACACUUAAUUGUCUGUAAGUGUGAGGGUGAGUGGUGGUUAUCUGUCUCUGUGUCAGCUGGGAUUGGCUCCAGCCCCCCCGCGACCCUCAACAGAAUUUACGGAAAAUGAAUGAAUGCCCCCGCCCUCUUAGUGUCUCAGUGUGUUUCACCUGUGUCCUAAUGUGUUUCAUCUGUGUCUCAUUGUGUUUCACCUGUGUCUUAUUGCCUCCCCUGUAUUAAGAGUAUUUAGGUCCCUGUCUUCCCCUCCUUUGUUGCCAGACUUUCUUCACCUUUGACCACCAUUGAUGCCUGUUGGUCUGGAUACCGUUGCCUGUGUAACUGAUUACUCUU